Messenger RNA from Manduca sexta (tobacco hornworm), 2518 nucleotides. RefSeq names its product igLON family member 5. Bases 277 to 1638 code for a protein of 453 amino acids. Lineage: Eukaryota; Metazoa; Arthropoda; Insecta; Lepidoptera; Sphingidae. Gene Ontology annotation, molecular function: axon guidance receptor activity; protein binding. Gene Ontology annotation, biological process: synapse organization; homophilic cell-cell adhesion. The transcript is spliced from 12 exons. The record is from RefSeq and is a predicted model, not a curated record. Gene Ontology annotation, cellular component: neuronal cell body; axon; plasma membrane.
CGCACUCCCUUCAAACACCUCGCUUUUCCACAGAAAAACACAUAAAACUGUGAAAAAUAUCACAAAAAACCAUUAACUAACAACCAUUAGUGUUAUAACAGUGAAAAAAUUACACAAACCAUGUGAUUUUAGUGUUUAAAACAUUCCUUCAUAAUCCAACAUGGCUGAUGAGUGUAAAGUGAAAUUGUUCUAAGGAAUUGAGAUUUGUUCGAGAAACUUUUCGACUAAUAAAAGAUGCGGCGGUGUGACGCGAGCUGGUGCGCUGGCUGAGCGACCAUGGAGUGCUGGUGGCUGCUCCUGGCGGCUGUGUUGGCGGCCGCGAAGGCGCAGAACAACAGGAAUGACGGCCCUAGAUUCCUGUCUCGGGGACAUUCGUUCAGGACUGUUGUUGGAGACACACUGCUGCUGCCAUGUCAGGUGCAGAACCUGGGUUCGCUGGUGUUGCUGUGGAGGAGAGGUCCUGCAGUGCUCACGGCUGCGAGCCUCAUGGUGACGAGGGACGAGAGAUUCAGGCUGGUUGAUGGUUACAACUUGCAGAUCACAGACGUCGGGCCGCAGGAUGCAGGAGAUUACGUCUGUCAAAUAUCAGAUCGAGUGGCAAGAGACCAAGUGCAUACGGUAGAGGUGCUCGUGCCUCCAAGUGUUCGCGCGUCCCCCGAAUCUCGGCAUGCAACCGCGCGCCGCGGCGGCGCCACUGUGCUCGAAUGUCGCGCGGCCGGCAAUCCCGUGCCGUCUGUCACUUGGCACAAACUGAAUGACAGCAGUACGCGGCUGGGCGAAGGUCCUCAGCUCCAGCUCUCCCGCCUGGAGCGGCACCACAGCGGAGUGUACGCGUGUACUGUUGACAAUGGGGUCGGCCCCCCGGUGGUGACGGAGUUUCAGCUGCAAGUGCUUUACCCGCCAGAGAUCACAGUGGAGAGGUCCUGGGUGCACACCGGAGAAGGAUUCAGAGCUGAGCUUCUUUGUACUGUGCUUGCAGAUCCCCCAGCAGAGGUAUCGUGGUACCAGAACUCGUUUCCUCUGAGCGCGUCGGAGCGCGUCACCAUGUCGGCCCGGGGGAACAACCACACGCUGCUCAUAGCCAAUGUGCAGCCUGAAGACUUCGGCAAUUACAGCUGCGUGGCGGACAACAGCCUGGGUCGCGCGCGGCAGCACGUGGAGGUGUCAGGCCGGCCCGGGCCUGCGCGCUUUACCUCGCCUCCGCUAGCGCGCUCCAACACCGUCUACACGCUGGCCUUCGCCGUGGACAGCUACCCGCCGCUGGACGAGCUGCGGCUGCUGUACCGGCAGUUGGCGAUGAACGAGACGUUCCAGCAGCCGGGGCGGUGGCACGACGUGGUGCUGCCGCCGCCGGAGUCGCGCGGCGCGCUGACGCACCGCGUGGCGCACGAGCUGCGUGGGCUGCAGCCCGCCGCUGUGUACGAGGCCAUCGUGCAGGCCAAGAACAGAUACGGGUGGAAUGAGGUCAGCGAUAUCUUCCAGUUCCACACGCUAGGCGGCCCACACUCGGCGCACGCGGACGAGCUCACCCCAAUGUUCUCCGCCGCGCCCAAAAUCCAACUGACGUCCCUCACCUGUGUUCUAGCUAUUUAUGCCGUCGUCUCCCGCCUUCACAGCCAACCAGCGUUCCAAAUUUAAUAAUAGCUUACUUGUGUUGCCAUUCGAAAAACUUUCUACCAUACUACCAUUUGGUAAUUUAAUCGUAAAACGAUUGUAACACCAAUGAUGUUUUAUUAUAAGCUUUUGAAGUGUUGUGACAGCGUUUAUAGACUGUUUCCCUAGCUGAUAUGACAUGUUGAUUGUUCGAGGCAGAUGUUCUGAAAUAUUAGUAUUACAAAGCUUUACUGGACAUAAAUAGAUUUUAUCGAAUAUCAUUCAAAAAUAAAUAACAAAUGACGUCGCGUAGUUUGAAUAGGUUGACGAUUCCCUAUGUUAGAGUCCUCUAUGAAGUCUUAAUGUUUCUAAGUAAUGAUGAAAAUAGCCGUUAUGGGCUAUUUGACUCAUUUUGUUCUUUUAUAAAAAUUUAUAUCAUAUUAAUUCUAAACAAAAAGAAUUAUUAACAUCCGGUUAAAAAUCAACAAGUUAUAAGCUUUUGAGCUUCGGUAGAAGGUGUGUCAAGAAACUUGAAAAGAAGCGCAAUAUGCACAAGUGACGUCAUCGGAAAUUAUGCGCGCGUGAAAGAAUGAGAUGGAGCGAUAUCCCCACCACGCACAUUGCAUUAUUUGAAAUAUGAAUUACUGGCUUAUUUCUUAACCAAUUUUGAUGCAGUUUUAACAGACGGGGCUCCAUUUUUUGUGUUAUUUGCUGUAACAUAUAGAAAAUAUACAAAAUCAAACGUAGGAAUAUACCCUAUUCCCAAUACUAAAAAUUAUUUCAUACCAUUACAGUUUAAAUAUGACUUCUUGGAAGAUCUUUUACGUUGCUUUAUCAUAUAAUGUGACUAUAUUUAGGUAUUGAACAUAAAAUUUAACCUUCCUUCAUACUGCGUCAUAAUUUAUUAUAAACGUAAUAAAACAUU